AUGUCUUUGUGCUCGCGCACAGUCAGAGCAGUAUCACGCUCUCGCGUCCCGCCACUGAAAACACUUUUGCCAUUCCUGUACCAAACGACAACCAUCCAGCGAUGUCAACACGUCACACGACCAAUUGCGCGCCGCACCAUUGCCCCGCGAUCACGUCCGGACGAUGGCCAUGAUAUUCCCUUCGUGGGCGAUGGAGAUGAUAUUCCUUUCGUGGACGAAAACCUACCACCUUCUGUCGACCACGAACCUGCACGAAAGACAACCAUAACAAGUACUGAGCGUGCAGCCUUCCAGAAACUCUACAGGAAGUUCGACACUGAGGGACGGCAACAAAAGGAAAAGGAUCAUCUUGUGGAGCUAGACCAGAUAGCGGACGAGUACUGGGAAGAUGACGAAGAAAACCCGAAGCCGUCCCUGGACCAGAUUUUCGAUGAGGCUAUGAGCGGCGAAUCGCGACUCCGGUCGAUACGUACGCUUGCUCAGCAAAGAGCGGGUGCUCAGUCAGGGAAACAAAUCGAAAAAAAAUUGGACAACGUACGAGGUGGCAAGAGGAAAGGCUUGGGCUUCGAUGCAGCACAGCUGAGAGAGAUGCGUUUAGCAGAGCGACAGAGAGUUGACCAGCUCAUUCGCAAUGCACCCACUGACCGCGAGCUUUGGCAAAUUCUCGAACGCGAAGUGUUCACCAAAGUGCGUGCACUCGAUCUCGACAAUGCUAAUGCUGGCGAGAAUAAAGCGCCAGCUGCAGAGUCCAAGAGUAGAGCGCGGACAAAGAGUACCACACGGCCCCGGACUGUCACCAAACCCGAUCCACCUUCUCCUGAGCAGCGCAUCCUGUUCCAAAACUACCCCCACCAUCUCAUAACUACCGUUGCCACUCUCCGCUCAGAGUUCCCCUCCUCACUACUUCCUCUGUCAAUCUUACCCACAAUCAAGAGUCUCGGUCGCUCUGCCCACGUCCUCGGUGCUACAACAACUCUUUACAGGCACCUGAUACGCACAGCCUGGAUCCAACGAUCCUCUUUUGCCACAAUCGACACUCUACUCACCGAAAUGGACAAGAUUGCCAUCGAGUUCGACGCUGACAUCCUUACACUGCUCGACGCUAUUCUCAAGGAAAGCAAUCAGGCAAGAAGCGGCAUCUUUGGGCGAGAGCUACAGUUGGUGUACAGUAUGGAGCUGUUUGCUGAUGAGAUGAGCAAGAUUGUGAAAUGGAGAAGGAUCGUGGUGGAGAGAUUGGGAUUGAAGAGUGAAGAGGUUAGAUUGAAUGAUAAGGUUGUGAGGAGGGUUCUGCAGCACAGAGGGCCUGCGAUGGUUGCUGAAUCACAUGAAGAUAGGAAGCAUUCUUGGAUGGAGACGCAGGGUGAUGCUGUCGGUGCAGUGGAAAGCAAUUCAAUACUGGAUGAUGGUAGCAAGGACAACGGAGUGUCUGCUGAGGCAGCUGAAAUCUCUAGCAAUGCUAUUGACGAGACUAACGGAGCAGCUCCGGUUGCAGAGGGAGACGCAGCAGCAAGCACCGACGGCGAGGAAAAGAGCAGUAUCGCUGCUGAAGACUCGGUCGAACAAAAGCGCCCCACUGAGAACGAUGAGGCACCCAGCGAACCCACCAAAAUCACAUCGUAG
Messenger RNA from Bipolaris oryzae ATCC 44560, 1620 nucleotides. RefSeq lists its product as uncharacterized. Bases 1 to 1620 code for a protein of 539 amino acids. NCBI's taxonomy places the organism in Eukaryota, Fungi, Ascomycota, Dothideomycetes, Pleosporales, Pleosporaceae. The record is from RefSeq and is a predicted model, not a curated record. The transcript has a single exon. Gene Ontology annotation, cellular component: mitochondrion.